CCUGAACAAAAGACACGCAUGAGUUCUACCAUGUUGAAACUUCUUCUGCUGUUAUGGGUUUUCAAUUACAGUGAAACCAUCUCUAUACAUGUAAUGGGAAAAAAGGGAGGCAGCGUCAUCCUGCCCUGUGAAUUUAAGGCCAUACAGAUUUUUCAUAUUCGUUUAAAAAGACAGUCAAAACACAUCCUUUUUUAUGAAAAUAAAUAUUGCAGUAAAGGAAUAUGUAAAAAAGGAGCCUGUGACGUCAUCAUCAAGGAUCUGAGACUGAGAGAUGCUGGGAAAUACAUUUUGCAAAUCUAUUACAUUAAUGCAAAGUCAGUGCUGGAGCCACAAAUCAGGACAUACCAACUUCAUAUUUACGAUGAUAUUUCUGUGAAAUUAGGCGAAAGGCUAAAGUUGGAUGUUUUGUUGCCAGAUGCUCAUCGAGUUAUGCAUCAAAACAAAAGCAGCACAGAAUGGAAGAAGGUCUGGAAGAGAGACAGCAAGAAAAGAGACGGGAUUCUGAGCAUUAAAGAGUUUACGAAUGAUGACGCAGGAACAUACAGAGUUCUGGACUAUGAUGGAGAAAUCUUGAUCACAGUGACAGUCACAGAUGAGAAAAAAUUAAAGCGAAAACUAAACUACACGGAUGAUGACAAAAAACGUAAAUAAAACAGGUGGCAUUGAGAGCUUACAAAAUAAUACAGCAGAGGAUGAUUAAACAACUCCACAAACAGCAUCACCAGCUCCACUUAUUACUAACUAGUUUGACUUCAUUUAUGUCAUAUAUCUACGAAUUAACAGAGGUUUAUAUUUUAUUUCAAAUGUUUUGUUUGACCUCACCAUCUUGGUGAUCGGUGUUUGCUUUAGUUAUGCUCUUGACCCUUAACUCUUUAAGGUUAGUUUCUCUUUGGUUGUUAUAACUGUGUUUGUAAAGCACAUUUAUUAUGACAGAAAAAAAACCCAUGAGAAAUUGUACUUUAGUAGUUUUGGUUAAAACUUAAAAGUGGGGAUCAUCAUCUUUCUCUAAUGACCUGAAUCACUGAUCUCAGUUAGUGUCAAACAAUAUGGGUGAUUUGUAACUAAUUUCAUAUUGUUUAUGGUAGUAACAUUACUCUACAAGUUAAGCUGACACACCAUUAUGAAAUAAUUUAAAAUCCUUUUAUGCACAAAACUUUCAGAGUUAUAGCACCAGUUAGAAACACACAGACAUCAAGAAGCAGCACAUGAACCUCAACAAUGGUGUCUAUUAAUAAUUUAAAAAAACAAUUAAUGCCGCAAAGCAUGCUGGGUGCCAGUACAAAACUCAUGCUGUCAGAGGUGGAUAGUAAUGAAAUAAAUUUACUUGAGUAUUGUACUUAAGUACACUUUUUGCGUAUCUGUACUAUACUUGAGUAUUAUUUUUUCUGGAAACUUGCGACUUUAACUUCAAUACAUUUGAAAGACAAAUAUUGUACUUUUUACUCAACUACAUUUAUAUCAAGGUCCUCAAGUAGAAAGUCGUUAUAUUUAGCAGUUUUUACAGUGUGUGCAUUUUCAGAUUCACUGAACCCCUUUUUUCUACGAAAAACCGGCCUACGAUCUGCCAGGACCUUCCUGUGUUGCCAAGUGUUACAGUAUUUCAAAGCCUGCAGUUUUCCACCUAGCUUUGAAUGGACAUUUGGCUGAUUUAUUUUACGCAAAUCUGGCAACCUCGGGAUCUUCCCCACUAAACUAAUGUAAACGUCUGCGCUACUGCACAGCUAAAAGCACUCUAAAAAGGCAUGUGUUAACUCAUUAAAGCCCUUUGGAAAAUUAACCAUGUUUUUACUAUAGUAACCAUAACUAUGGUAUUUGCAGUAAAAUCACAGUAUCCACACAUUUACUAUUAUCUCACUAUAGUAACCAUAUGAUAUUUGUAGUAAAACUUCAGUAACCACAAAUUUACCAUAUAUAUAUAUAUAUAUAUACACACUCUCAAAAAGGAUGUGUUAAAUAAUAACACAUUUUGUGUCAUUUUAAAUUUGUCGUGUAAAAAGAAAGAGAGAGAGAGAGUAACAACACAGUGUGUCCAACACAAUAUGUGUUAACUAUCAUCCAAUCACAUUGCUGCUGUGUCACUCCACAAACUGUUAACCAAAUUCACGCCUCUUUUUUCAUUGGUGGAUGACGUGGAUGCACUCAUGUCCGGUAUAUGGAUUUCCCCGCUACAAAUGUAAUGUUCCCAGAGCAUCCCACUGGUGUCAAUGACGUUCCCAGAACGUUUCCCGAGAUGGUCAUGAUGUGGAGUUCUUUAAAGGGUUGGGGACGUUAUUUGGAGGACCUUCAGGGAUUAACACUGCUCAAAGUGUAUUUGGUCACACAAUACAGAGUAGUGAUGGGCAAAUGAAGCCUCAUGAAGCUUUCAGCUUUUCAGCCAAGUGGUUCACAAAAGGGUUAAUACCUGGAGGCUUCAUUUGCUCACAAUACCACCUGGUGGCCAAAGCGUGUAAAGCAAGCAGAUAUAUUACAGACAGAGGUGUAAAGUCCAGGAGUCAGAAAGUAAAAGUCCUGCUCUUAAAAUUCGGUUGGUGGAUCAUCUAGCCACAACUCUUUUUUCACUUAGCUUCACUAGCUAAGCUAAGUAUGUCCUAUAUAAACACACAAUUAAAGUAAUCAACACAAUAUUAACACAAAAAUGUCAAGGGUCAAGAGCCCAGAGCCCAACAAAAGGAAACACUGGUCUCUUUGAUGGUGAUUUCAAACAAAACAAUAAAGCAUCUAAACAUCUGUUAAUUCUCAAUAAGAGCUUCUCUAGAAAUCUGACAGAAAUAAAGUCAAUCUGAUGCUGUUUGUGGAGUUGUCUUAAAGGAUUUAAUGUUUUCUUUUAUUUCAGUUGAUUUCAUCUUCGGCUGUGGCUGAAGUCAGUUGUAGUUCUUGUGUUUCUCUUUCCUUCGGUGAUUCUUCUUGAUAACAGCAGCUGUUCAUCAUUAAAGAUCAAUCAUCACAUAAUUAUCUUCUUAACUCCAGCACUGCUUCAAUGCUACUUUAACACUCUGUAGUGUGGAAACACAUGAACACUGAGCAGUGUGGGGACUUUACUGUGAAUUAUUACAUAAAUCUUACCUGUUUCAUUCACGUAUGACUGAUGGAUAUGAAUCACAUUAAGUUUAUUGAUGUGUUUCUGUUAAAACUAUGUAAUCUAAAUGGAUGGAAAAUUGUUAUGCAAUCGAAUUACAUAAAAUGUAAAUUUAGACCGAAUCAUUUUUUUGAGUGUGUGUGACUUAUUCUGGAAAAGAUGGACAAAUGAAUACUUGCCUUUGCUUCAAGAUCGGCAGAAAUGGAAUAAGGAAAGGAGAAGCUUUGUUCCUGGUGACAUUGUUGUCAUUGUGGAUUCAACAGCUCCGUGUGGAUCUUGGUUGAUGGGACGAGUUCUGGAAGUCUUUCCAGAUAAAAAUGGACUUGUACAUUCUGUGCGAGUACAAACUAAAACCAGUGUACUCGAGAGACCUGUGACAAAGCUUUGUCUGUUGUAUGACAGCAUGGACAUGUAAUGGACUGAUUGCAAAGACUGUUUCAUUUCUAACCUACAGAGGACUGAUUAAUGCAAAGUUUACAGUGUUGCUUUGGGCUUUAAUGGCUCUUUGUUUUAAUAUUGUAUAGAAUUGUAAUGUCUACAGUUAGGGGGCGGGGUGUAAGAGCCAUUAUGUCUGUUUUUUAAUUCUGUUUUUUGACCGGGUGGAGUGUGGGCCUUAAUGAGUAUAUAGGUAGGCAAAGAGGAAGUCAGGUGUGUAAUUAGAGGGAAGCACAACAUUUUUUGACCGUGUUUGGAGGUAAACAUGUGAAGGCAUCCGAUGGGAUUUUAUGUGCACUGUGCAGAGGAACUGUGAAUUAAAAUGGCCUGUACGAGCUGUGUGAUGAAUAAAUCUGAAAAAGCAGUAUUUGGAGGACGAUUAUUCUUGUUUGGAUCUCAUGCGUCAGAAACCCUACAACACCUCGAGUGACAAAAUGAUGUCACUUUAAGAGGUUUAUGU
Onychostoma macrolepis is the source of this 3971-nucleotide messenger RNA. RefSeq lists its product as uncharacterized. Bases 19 to 651 code for a protein of 210 amino acids. The transcript has 5 exons. The record is from RefSeq and is a predicted model, not a curated record. NCBI's taxonomy places the organism in Eukaryota, Metazoa, Chordata, Actinopteri, Cypriniformes, Cyprinidae.